AGAGAAGAAAUAUGGAACCAAAGACACAGUAACCACAAAAAUGUAACUGUUUUGCAGAAGAAGUGGAUUGAAGGCUCUACAACAGUUGGCAAAGAUGUUAAAACUGUGAAAGCCAAAUGGAAAUAUCUCAGAGAUUACUUCCAUCGAGAGUGCAAAAAACUGAAUCAUCCGAGAUCUGGAGCAGGAGCCGAUGAUGCACCGAAGGGGUCAUCGUGGCAAUAUUUUGACGCGAUGCUCUUCAUUAAAGAUGUUUCGACUUCUGACAAAGUCGAAUCAAGUCUACAAGAAGGACCCGAACCUGACGGAAGCCAGGAAGGAAUAUCCGAAGACUCAACUGGACAGGAAAUAAUACCGUUACCACAGAGUGAAGACUCUAUGCCACGAAGCAACUCAUCUUGUUCGUCUUCACGUGUUAAAAGGCAAAAGAAAACACAAGAGGAUGAAUUGCUGAGUGUUGAAAAAAUGAAAUUGGACUUGUUGGUGAAAGAAGCGGAACGGGAAGAAGAUGAUGAUCUCCUCUUUUUUAAAAGUUUGUUGCCGGACAUGAAAACCCUGCCUCCCUGGCGAAAACGUCGUUUGAGACUGAAAAUACAUGAACUCGUUGUUGGGGAGAUUGAAGAUAACGAACGACAGAAUACACCAGUUGAAAUGAGUUUCGUGGUACCACCUCAAGCAUCUAACCAGCCAACAUUUUCAUUAUUUACUCAUCAAGAUUCAUUGCCUUAAAGUAGUAUGGUUUCCGUGUUAUUUUGCUACCAGUGUUAAGUGCAUUGCAUUGUUAUUGCAUUGCUUGUAUCACCAUUAAUAAUUAAUUAUUACCCUUAUUAUUACGUCAUUUUUUGUAUGAAAUCUACGCUGUGAUUCCAUUUUUAAUUAUUAUUUGUAUACUAACCUCACUGUGAGCCGUGCUAAGCCUUAGCCCGCUCACGAUGAGGUCAUCAUCCUUCCUGUGACGGAUUCCAUCCCCACCAUGCGGUACCCUGACGUCAGUCACGUGGUCCCAUGUACCCUCUUGUGAAAGGGAGAACGCUUGCGACGCGCGUAUUAAAUUUUGGUUUGGGGUUUUAUUUUGUCUCAGAAUUUAGACUUGCAUCUGUAUGGCCUGAUAUUUCUAGCAUCGACACAAGGGGUGCCGACGCGAACUUGGUUGUCUGUUCUUUUUUUUUUGGU
Messenger RNA from Cryptotermes secundus, 1170 nucleotides. RefSeq lists its product as uncharacterized. The transcript is spliced from 2 exons. Bases 232 to 726 code for a protein of 164 amino acids. Lineage: Eukaryota; Metazoa; Arthropoda; Insecta; Blattodea; Kalotermitidae. The record is from RefSeq and is a predicted model, not a curated record. Gene Ontology annotation, molecular function: DNA binding.